AGGACAAAGAACAACUCUAUUAAAAGAUGGCGUUUAUUAAAGAGGAGAGGGAAGACGUGAGCAUCGAUGAAACGUUUAGAGACAAACAUGAAGAAACUGAAGAACAAACAGACCUGAUGGCACUAAAAGAGGAGUGUGAAGUACUGAAUGAAAUAGACGAGAAAGACCAUGAUUUAAUAACUGGAGAAACAUUUAGCUGUUCAAAGACUCAAAAGACUUUAAGGAAAAGGACUCAAAAGACAGGAAGAAGUCAGCAUUUCACCUGCCAACAGUGUGGAAAGAGUUUCAGUCAAACAGGGGGUUUUAAAAGACACAUGAGAGUUCACACUGGAGAGAAGCCUUAUAUCUGCCAACACUGUGGACAGAGUUUCAGUUUAAAAGGAAACCUUAACAGACACAUGAGAGUUCACUAUGGAGAGAAUGCUUACACCUGCUGUCGGUGUGGAACAAGUUUUGAUCAACAUGAAAACCUUGAAGCCCACAUGAGAACUCAUACAAAGAAACUAUACACAUGCCCUCACUGUGGAAAGAGUUUCCGUCGAAAACUACGCUUUGAAAGCCAUAUGAAAAAACACUCUGGAAAGCAAUCCUACACAUGUCCUCAGUGCGGAAAGAAGUUUAGUCAUAAAGGACGCUUAGAAGACCACAUAAGAAUCCACACAGGAGAGAAGCCUUUUUCUUGCCAACAGUGUGGAAGAAGUUUCAACCAAAAAGGAAAUCUUGACAGACACAUGAGUGUUCACACUGGAGAGAAGCCUUACACCUGCCAACAGUGUGGAAGAGGUUUCAACCGGAAAGAAAACCUUAACUCCCACAUAACCGUUCACACUGGAAAAAAUCUUUUCACCUGUCAACAGUGUGGAAUAAGUUUUACUGAAAAUGAAAUCUUUACCAGACACGUGAGAAUUCACACUGGAGAGCAGCUUCACACGUGUGAUCAGUGUGGAAAGAGUUUUGAUCAACAUGAAAGUCUUGAAGUCCACAUGAGAACUCAUAGAGAGAAACCCUACAUGUGUUCUGAGUGUGGAAAGAGUUUCUGCCAAAAACAACAGUUUGAACACCACAUGAGACUUCACUCUGGAGAGCAACCCUACACAUGUCCUCAGUGCGGAAAGGGGUUUAAUCAUAAACGACACUUGGAAGAUCACAUAAGAACUCACACCGGAGAGAAGCCUUUCACUUGCCAACAGUGUGGAAGACAUUUUAGCCAAAAAGGAAGCCUUAAAAGGCACAUAGAUCGUCACAAUGGAGAGAAGCAAUUUACAUGUGGUCACUGCGGAAAGAGUUUCAAAAAUAAAGCAGCAUGUAAUCACCACAUGAGGUUUCACAUAUGAGAGAGAACUGUGUUGAUAAAUGAACAGUGUGACAUGGGUCUUGUAAUAACACCAGAGUGAAGCCUUUGCUCUGCCAUCAUUGUGGAAAGACUUGCAGAAACAAGACACUCUUGAGGUUCACAGAAGCACCAUUGAUAUAAUUCAAAACAGCCAUGGGUUUAUUUUCACCUGUGUUUAAAAUGUGUUUUGAUUGAUAGGAUCUCAAAUUCAGACUGUUCCUGUAUCCCUGUCUCUUUUGUCCACUUUCGACCACUUCUGUCCCAGUUUUGUCAAGGAAAGAGUAAAUGCAUGGGAUCUUUCACAUGUUGUGGUCAAGUGAAUGAAACAAGUCUGUUAAAUUUUUACAUAUAAAUGUGAGUGAGUUGAAAGAUUACAACUAAACUACAAUAUGUCACUGCCUUAUUUAUGUACUUGAUAAUUAAGUAAGGAAUAAUUGACUCAAAGUGGCUGUUACACCUUGUGUUUAAUUUUUUUAAUAAUUCAACGGUACGGAGUAAUUUUCUUUCUGCAUCUCGUCUAUGUGAAUUAUCUCCAAGUUUAUGCAAAUUAACAUAUGUUGUCAAUUAGCGACUUUUCAAGUUGGCUUUAGGUACUUUCCAUUAAAAGAUGUUGGCAACACUGCUCAA
This is a messenger RNA of Puntigrus tetrazona (Sumatra barb), 1960 nucleotides long. RefSeq names its product gastrula zinc finger protein XlCGF57.1-like. The coding region runs from base 27 to 1334 and encodes 435 amino acids. NCBI's taxonomy places the organism in Eukaryota, Metazoa, Chordata, Actinopteri, Cypriniformes, Cyprinidae. The transcript is spliced from 2 exons. The record is from RefSeq and is a predicted model, not a curated record.